This is a messenger RNA of Mandrillus leucophaeus (drill), 3787 nucleotides long. Its product is annotated as probable ATP-dependent DNA helicase HFM1. The record is from RefSeq and is a predicted model, not a curated record. Lineage: Eukaryota; Metazoa; Chordata; Mammalia; Primates; Cercopithecidae.
CUUAGGGAAAGGGUACCACUUAGUAGACCCUUAGAACCCAGGAUGAGGAGCUGUAUUUAACGAGAAUAGACACAGUAACCUGCAAGAGAUAGAUUCAAAACCAGUUACAAACUUUUGGAGGAAAAAAGGCAGGAAGGGAGAGGUUGGGGGCUCGGGCGAUCCAUUGCUUGGAGCUCGGCUUAGCCAGGCUGGGGGGUCCUCCGAGGGGCUGAUGAAUCGGCGCUCGACUGGCUUAGGAGCUGCCCGCAGGGAGAUUUAUGACAAAGUCCAGUUUUCAACAAUGCUGGAAUCAAAUGAUUACUUGCUUUCCUUGGAUAAUUUGUUUUUUGAAAAACCAGAUGAAGUUGAAAACCAUCCAGAUAAUGAAAAGUCAUUAGAUUGGUUUCUCCCUCCUGCUCCAUUGAUUUCAGAAAUUCCAGAUACUCAGGAGUUAGAUGAAGAAUUAGAAAGUCAUAAACUGUGAGGUCAGGAAAAGAGGCCAAAAAUGUUAACAUCAAAUUUAAAGAUAACUAAUGAAGACACAAAUUAUAUUUCGCAAAGACAAAAAUUCCAAUUUGCCUUUCCUUCUAAUAAAUAUGAACAGGAUGAUCUAAAUUUAGAAGGGGUAGGUAAAAAUGACUUAUCACAUGUUGCUGGCAAGCUGACAUAUGGUUCUCAGAAAUAUAAAAAUCACAUUGGUACUGAGAUAGGACCUGAGAAGAGUGUUCCUGAUGAUACAAAAUUAGUUAAUUUUGCAGAAGAUAAAGGAGAGAGCACAUCAGUAUUCUGGAAAAGAUUAUUUAAAAUAUCUGACAGUAUACAUGGGAGUGCUUAUUCUAAUGAAAGUGAAUUGGACUCUCACAUUGGCUCAGUGAAAAUUGUACAAACAGAAAUGAACAAAGGGAAAUUAAGGAACUAUAGCAAUAGUAGGCAGAAAUUUCAAUAUUCUGCAAAUGUGUUUACAGCAGAUAAUGCUUUUUCUGCUUCUGAAAUCGGAGAAGGCAUGUUCAGACCAUCUUUUCCAGUUGCUUUCCAGCCUCAUGAUAUUCAAAAGGUAACAGAAAAUGGUUUAGGUUCCUUGAAGGCUGUCACAGAAAUUCUGGCAAAAUUUAGAAGUGUUUUCAAAGAAUUUCCGUAUUUCAACUAUAUACAGUCCAAAGCCUUUCAUGAUGUUUGUGCAACAAAGAAGGGUAUGCAACAGGCUGCUUCUAUUCUUGUGAAAGAUGCUAAAUUUAUUAUGACUGUGGGACAGAAACAGUGGUUACAGAAGUAUGCAUAUUCCAUAAGAGAUUCAAAACUGAGAGAUAUCUUAAAAGAUGGUGCUGCUUAUCAUCAUGCUGGUAUGGAGCUGUCAGAUAGAAAAGUAGUUGAAGGAGCUUUUACUGUUGGAGAUUUACCAAUUCUUUUUACUACCAGUACUUUAGCUAUGGGAGUAAAUUUGCCUGCUCACCUAGUAGUUAUAAAAUCUACAAUGCAUUAUGCUGGAGGACUGUUUGAAGAGUACAGUGAAACAGAUAUUCUACAGAUGAUUGGUAGAGCUGGUCGACCUCAAUUUGACACUACAGCUACUGCAGUUAUCAUGACUCGAUUAAGCACAAGAGACGAGUACAUUCAGAUGUUAGUUUGUAGAGACACUGUAAAAAGCAGUUUGCACAGACAUCUUAUUGAACAUUUAAAUGCAGAGAUAGUACUGCAUACCAUUGCGGAUGUGAAUAUUGCUUUGGAAUGAAUACGAUCAACUUUGCUUUAUAUCAGAGCCUUGAAAAAUCCAUCUCAUGCAGGUUUUGCAUCUGGAUUGAACAAAGAUGGAAUUGAAGCAAAAUUACAAGAAUUAUGUUUGAAGAAUCUGAAUGAUUUAUCAUCCCUGGACUUAAUAAAGAUGGAUGAAGGUGUUAAUUUCAAACCAACUGGUAAUUCCCUAUCAUUGUCAGUUACAUUGAUAGCCAGCUGCAAGGAAUUUCUAGAUAUACAGUUAAGGAUAAAUGAAAAGAAAACACUGAAUACUUUGAACAAAGAUCUAAAUUGGAUAACUACCAGAUUCCCAAUGGAAGGAAGAAUUAAAACAAAAGAAAUGAAAGUAAAUUGUCUUAUUCAGGCUCAACUAGGAUGCAUUCCCAUACAAGAUUUUGCUUUGACGCAAAAUACCGCAAAGAUUUUCAGACAUGGCUCCUGAAUUACAAGACAUAUGUGGUUAUCAGAUUUUGUAGCUGCUCAAGAAAAGAAGUUCACCGUACUAUUGAAUAGUUUGAUUUUAGCUAAAUGUUUUAGGUGUUAACUUUGGGAAAACUCUCUGCAUGUAUCCAAACAACUGGAAAAAAUUGGUAUAACAUUGUCAAAUGCAAUCAUAAAUGCUGGUUUGACUUCCUUUAAAAAAAUAGAAGAGACAGAUGCAAGGGAACUUGAAUUAAUUUUAAAUAGACAUCCCACUUUGGAACCCAGAUAAAAGAAACUGAUGUAUCUACCAAAAUAUGGACUUAAAGUGGAUCAGAUUACAAGAUAUAGUGAUACGAUGGCAGAAAUAUUAGUAACUGUUAUUUUAAGAAACUUUGAACAGCUACAAACUAAAAGAACAGCAUUGGAUUCUCACUAUGUUACCUUAAUUAUAGGUGAUGCAGAUAAUGAAGUAGUUUAUCUGCACAAGAUUAUGGAUUCUGUUUUGCUAAAAGCUGGAAAUUGGGCUAAAAAGAUUGCUGUGAAGAGAGCUCUUAAAUCUGAAGAUCUUAGCAUAAAUCUAAUAAGUUCUGAAUUUGUUGGGCUUGAUGUUCAGCAGAAAUUUACAGUCUUUUACUUAGAACCCAAGAGGUUUGGAAAUCAAAUGACUAUGCAAAGAAAAUCUGAAACACGGAUUUCCCAUUCUAAACUUUCAGAUAGAUCUACAAUAGCAGGAUCUAAUAAAGGAAUGACUGCCAGCAAAAAACCUGGGAACCGAGAAUGCCCUUGUAAAAGUAAACAUACAUGUGGACAUAACUGCUGUAAAAUUGGAAUUGCACAGAAGUCAGAAAUUAAAGAGUCAACAAUUUCUUCAUAUUUAUCUGAUUUAAGAAACAGGAAUGCUGUUUCAUCUGUUCCUACAGUUAAACGUCUGAAGAUACAGAUGAGUAAAUCUCAAAGUGUGAACCUUAAAGAGUUUGGUUUUACUCCAAAACCUUCCCUUCCUAGUAUAUCAAGGUCAGAAUAUUUAAACAUAUCUGAAUUUCCUAUAAUGGAGCAGUGGGAUCAGCCUGAAAUCUACGGAAAAGUUAGACAAGAACCGUCUGAAUAUCAAGACAAAGAAGUUUUGAAUGUGAACUUUGAAUUGGGAAAUGAAGUUCAGGAUGAUUUUGAUGAGGAAAACUUAGAAGUUACUAGCUUUUCAACUGAUACUGAGAAGACAAAAAUAUCAGGAUUUGGAAACACUUUGAGUUCAAGUACCAGGGCAAGUAAGCUACCCCUUCAAGAGUCAAAGAGCAAAUUCCAAAGAGAAAUGUCAAACAGUUUUGUUUCAUCACAUGAGAUGUCAGAUACUUCUUUAUCAAAUUCUGCUACGCCCAGGUUCAGUGCAUCCUCCAUGACAAAAUUACCUCAACAAGCCGGAAAUGCAGUUCUAGACCAUUUUCAAGAAAGAAAACUACAAAAUCUGUCACCAGAGAUUGAGAAGCUAUGCUUUACUUGCUCUGAAAAAAAACCAAAUUCUUCAAAUUAUAAAAAGGUGGAUUUUUUUAUUAGAAACAGUGAAUGCAAAAAGGAAGUUGAUUUCAGUAUGUAUCAUCCUGAUGAUGAAGCUGAUGAAAUGAAGUCUUUAUUGGGAAUAUUUGAUGGUAUUUUCUAA